Molossus molossus (Pallas's mastiff bat) is the source of this 204-nucleotide messenger RNA. RefSeq names its product metallothionein-2A-like. The record is from RefSeq and is a predicted model, not a curated record. The transcript has 2 exons. Gene Ontology annotation, molecular function: metal ion binding. Lineage: Eukaryota; Metazoa; Chordata; Mammalia; Chiroptera; Molossidae. Bases 1 to 204 code for a protein of 67 amino acids.
AUGGACCCUAACUGCUCCUGCUCCACUGGUGGAUCCUGCACCUGCGCCGGCUCGUGCAAAUGCAAAGACUGCAGAUGCGGCUCCUGCAAGGAGAGCUGCUCCUGCGGCCCCGUGGGCUGUGCCAAGUGCACACAAGGCUGCGUCUGCAAAGGAGCAGGAGACCAGUGCAGCUGCUGUGCCUCAUACAAACACUUCGACCGCUGA